Trichophyton rubrum CBS 118892 is the source of this 1584-nucleotide messenger RNA. RefSeq lists its product as uncharacterized. The coding region runs from base 159 to 659 and encodes 166 amino acids. NCBI's taxonomy places the organism in Eukaryota, Fungi, Ascomycota, Eurotiomycetes, Onygenales, Arthrodermataceae. Gene Ontology annotation, molecular function: calcium ion binding. The record is from RefSeq and is a predicted model, not a curated record. The transcript is spliced from 2 exons.
UGACUUGGGGCUUAUCAAAGGCACGAUAAUAUCGAAGCAAGCGAACCGCAAGCAACAAGAAUUGAGGCGACCACAGCACCAAUAAUUAUACGACUAAUAUUUGAUUACCAACCCCGUCACUUGUUAAUAAUUACUCCUAGUCAAAGCAGAAAGGAAGAAUGGGUACGCCGAACACAACGCCAUAUAAGCCGUCGCCUCUCUCCUUUGGAUCCCCCCGUUCCUCUCCCUUCCGGCGCCAGUCGUUUGUCUCCUCGCCGCCCCCUUCAUCACCUGGACCGGUGAUCCUGCCAAAUAUACCCGGAAGCCCGAGUAGCAGAGGAACCACCCCGACACAUUCUCCUAGCAAAUUGAGCCAUUUUCAAGCACUGGAAAGAGAGAAUGGAGAUAUAUUUACGAACGGUAGCAAUGGGCUACGAUCCUCCCCUGGCCCCAGGUCGCCGCAACUUUCACCUACAAAAGGAGCCAAUGCUCAAGAUCGAUUUUCAGCCAUGGGAAGACCCAAAACACCUGAACGGUCGCCAAAAAACAACGAUCUACUGAGCAAGAUACCUCCGGCGCAGCUUCGGGAGAUGCGUGAGGCGUUCCAAGUACUAGAUCGAGAUAACGACGGCCAAGUAAACAGGGAAGAUGUAGCUGAUGCUUUGAGCAACCUUGGUUAGUUGGUCAACUUUUUGACGUUUGAUUUAUAUCCGGGCUAUUUUGUCUUGCUAACCCGUAUGUGUUUAGGUGAAGAUUCAUCUUCUUUGGCAACAGGUGCAUACUUUCCACCAAACGGUCCGCGAUCAAUCAACCUUCCAACCUACUUAAAUCAGAUCGCUACCCAUUUAGCACCAUUGUCAUCUCCUCAAGAGCUCCUUAACGCCUUUGCAGCAUUUGACGAAGAUGACAGUGGUCAGAUUGACCUGGCAGAGCUUCGAGAUGCUUUACUUCACACCAGCCCUGAAGGAGACGAGAGACCGUUGACAGAGAGCGAAAUAAACGAAGUCAUACAGGGAUUCACCGGCAGACGCGCAUUUGGUAAUAAAGGGAAAGCUUCUUCUCUUACGGGGUCGAGAAGUCGAGCUGAGGUGUUCAGGUAUGAGGAGUUUGUUGGAAGUUUAACCGGUGGCCCGGGAGACCCAAAGGCAGACAAAUCAAAAUCAAAAGAAAGCUAAGUAUCAUCUGUGAAUUCCCAUAACGUGAUAGUAUUAAUUGCAUCGGCAGCUGGGUAGUGUCGAUGUUAAUGUUUAUAGUUGUGAAUAAUAUAAUGACUGAACCACACUGUCUUGCGCCGUUUUCAUGACGUAUCUGAACCUCAAACCGGCUCGAGGAUGUGUUCACAUCUAAAGCUUCUUCGCCCUAUAUAGAUCAUCAACCACCCGCUUCUGUUAAGAGUACCCCCUCUCCCUUCCCCUCCCCGGCUCUGUCGCUGUCGUUGCAGUCGUCUUCCCCCUUGCUCUUAACAGUACCAACACACCCCUUUAAACUCUAAAUAAGCUUGAUAGUGCCAAGAUCUCUAAUCACUCACGUGACCACUAUAAACUGGAACCUUGGAAACGUCCCCAGAAAGUUGGCUGGAUCGCCCGACGCGCUGGGCAAAAAUAG